AUGGAUCCUUUUACCGCUUCCUUUGGUGUGUUCAAUGCUACCUACCACGCCGUCCUCUUCAGCAUCGAUGUCGACCAAGUCCCCUCCCGUGUGCGUCGGAACCUCGAACUCGUUCAAAGAUGUCAUCGAGAUUUGCAACACCUCAUUGAGAUACGAAAUGAAUGCCUUCCGAUCCUUGAAAAGACGACUAUAGUCUUAAAUCGUGUCAACGAAAUAAUUGAGGCGGCAAACCAGGGCCUCGUUGAGGUCUGCGAACUUGUCGAGAAGUGUCGACCGGAUGCCUACAAUGGCAAAAUCCCUUUGAGAAACAGACUAGAAUGGGUCUUGUUCGAUUCAAAAGAGUUCACAGCGCAGGAACCAGUAAUCAGUCGCCAUCAUGCUUCUGUACUGUCAGAGAUGAACUUCUUGCGACAAAUGGCACUUCUAGCUCCUCAAAUGCAACAGCAGAAGACUGUGCCCACAAGCGAAAUCAGGGAAAAGACUAAAAUAUUCGAUAACGUCGCCUUGCUGGGUAGCUUAAUGGGACAAAUGGCUCUCUCAGGAGGAAGCCCACAAAACCAUUCACCUUCUCAAUCGAAGGAAAACAAAUCUGCGUCACAGAUUCCCCACGAUUCGAGACCGGCUGAGUCUCCGCGAGCAUGUUGUCCACCUCAGCAGCCAGUACAUAAAACAAACUUGACACACACAAAAGCUUCACACGUAAACAGCUUGAAUCCUAAAAUUAUACCUCAUACUUCAUCGCACGAAUAUAAGGCCUCAUAUGACCCAUCUUUAAGGCCACACAAAUCAACGCAACCUUUGGUUCAACCGCGGCUCCAGAGUCCAGCAUUAGACCAUAGUUACAACACCAGUCUGGAGGGCUCUCAGUCAUCGUUUGAUCUUCAACGACAGUCAUACUUGCAUGCAAACCAAGGAGAGCAUAACUUGAUUGGAACCUCGGUAAACUGUUAUACUCGCCAUGAGGCGUCUAUUCCACACUCUUACGGUUCUGAUCCUUCACGCCAAAUCGCACCAACGUCUCCUUCGACUCCAUCUAUAAACAGACCUCGAGAAUCUAUCAGUUGGAGAAACUUGCCUAUGACAUCUGAACAGGCCAAAAAUAUGAAUCAGCCCGCGAAGGGAAACUUUGGACCACACUCACACGUGUCCCAAUAUGUCCACGGGGCAGAAGCAUCGCGACCAACCCCCGGCGAAACAACUCCUUUCAACCAGAAAUACGCUAAGCCCCAAGAGAAAAUCCUUGAGAUACCAUAUCUCCAAUCUAGAUCAGUAAUUUUAUCAGAGAAUGGCUGGGCUUCCCCAGAGCGUACACACGUUUGGGCAAGUCCAAUCCAAUCGAACGCAACUUGGGACACUGAUUCCUCCACAUUGGAAAGCCCUUCCCCAACUUUUACGGCGUUUGAUGGAAUGUCGACUGUAACCCUUAACACAAUACAAAACGAGGCUACUUCUUCCUAUGACCACAGUUUCGACAGGUCAAAGUCUUUCAAUCAAUCUACACAUACCAGUAUCCCGAGAGAUGUGCGCGCCCAACAACAAACACCGAUGCCUAAUCUAGCAGAGCCACUAAACCGAUGGCAACCAACAGAACAUGAAAACGUUGCUCAGCCAUCACUUCCACGAUCGCAAAGUGUGUCAACUCGUCCGGCCCUCGUUUUCGGUUCAGCAUUCGACGGCUUAUACUCAAGCCGGAUUAACAAUCCGGUAGAGCCUUCAUUGAGGAGAUCACAAUCUGAAGUUCAGAGGCCGUUCCAUACCUAUGAAACGGAUCAAUUUGUAGUGAUCGGAAGUGUGCCGGAUUUUCUCGGACGCAACAAUGAGAGGCACUCCAGUGUCUACGCAGACUCGGCACACUAUAAACCCACAGGAGCAGUUCAUGUAUAUGAGGUGGAUUCUACCCCGACUGUAAAGAGAAUCCCUGAACUUCCGUGA
This is a messenger RNA of Colletotrichum truncatum, 1932 nucleotides long. The record is from RefSeq and is a predicted model, not a curated record. Lineage: Eukaryota; Fungi; Ascomycota; Sordariomycetes; Glomerellales; Glomerellaceae.